Molecule: messenger RNA, 3445 nt
Organism: Ctenopharyngodon idella (grass carp)
Lineage: Eukaryota; Metazoa; Chordata; Actinopteri; Cypriniformes; Xenocyprididae
Gene: mogs
Product: mannosyl-oligosaccharide glucosidase
Exons: 5
Coding region: 189-2717 (842 amino acids)
Biological process (GO): protein N-linked glycosylation; oligosaccharide metabolic process
Cellular component (GO): endoplasmic reticulum membrane
Molecular function (GO): Glc3Man9GlcNAc2 oligosaccharide glucosidase activity
Source: RefSeq, a predicted model, not a curated record
GUAUGCCACUGGAGGACUUUUAUUUUGACUAUGCAUGUAUGAUUGUUGUCAGCUUCACAAAGAAAUGCGGAAGUGUCCGUGCUGCUGAUUAGAAUGUUCAGUAGAGUACUGACACGUACGUAAGGUAACAUAAUCGUGCAUUUGAAUGAUUGUCAUUCUCAGACCGGCUUGGUCAGGUCAAAAGAAAGAUGGGUCGGCGAAGGAAGAGGGUAACAGGUGAUGGGGUACCUAACCCAAGAAAGGAGGAAAAAGCACCUGCUCCACCACGCAAGGAGAAGAAAAAGAAAACUGACAUUGGGAAGGUGUUUAUCAAUAUAUCCAUCGGUUUGUGUAUCUUCAGCCUCAUCUGGUUCUUCUAUGCCCUUUAUAUGCGAUCAUCUUUGGCCAGGAGGGUUGUGACUUUGCACCCUUCUCCACGGGUCUUGGAUGCUAAUAGCUCAAGUCCUGCUGUGUCUCCUGAAAGAUAUUGGGGUUCCUAUCGGCCCCAGGUGUACUUCGGGAUGAAAACAAGAAGUCCUAGAUCUGUUGUGACAGGCUUAAUGUGGAUGCGUCAGUUCACUGAUAUGGAGGGAAAUCUAAGGCACACUUGUGAGCAAGGCGACCAUUUGCAGGGCUACGGAUGGUUAAUGCAUGACGGAGUCUCUUUUGGAGUCCAGGAGAUUCAUGACCGUGAUUUCACACUGACCACAGAGUUUGUGAAGCGUAUGGGUGGAGAUCAUGGUGGAGACUGGACUUGGAGGAUUACUGCAAAACAACAUAGCAUUGCUUCCUCAGCUCCUGUGAUUUCGCUGAUGUUCUACGCUGCCACGGAUAUUCAAGGUUCAUUGCAGGCUCAUGUUGAGGAGAAAAAUCGCUUGAGCUCUGUGACAGGAACAUCUGAGGAGCUUGGCAACUUCAAGAUCACUUUUGGCAAACCCACUGCGGGGGAAGGUGCUGGUAGCAAAUAUGCCAGAUAUAAUUACCUGCAAACUAAGAGCUCUGGCCUUGAUAAGCUGACAGACAUAGUGAAGAACAGCCUAAAUCACAAAUUUGUCUUCAGUCCACCCAAAGGUGAAAAAAGAUCUUAUUUUGCCGUGGAUUCUUAUAAAGUCACUAACCACCAGAAUCAACAGAAAGAUCCCAAGAUGGAGAGUGAUUUUGUGGUGCAUCAGGUGACUGUUCAAACCCCUUUCCAGAUUGAAGUUUUGUUUGAGUCCGGAAGCUUCCGGGAACGACCGAAUCAACUUGUGGGCUCGGUGCUUACAGACGAGCUGGAGAAACGUAAGAUGGCGUUUGAUGAGAAGUUUGAGAGUACAUUUGGCCUCCAAGCAAAAGGAUUCACAUCUUCACAGAUCGAAUUUGCCAAGGCAGCUUUAAGCAACAUGCUUGGUGGCAUGGGAUAUUUCUUUGGACAGUCUGUUGUACAGUCAGUUUAUAAUGAGCACCCUGUGCUUUACCCUGAGGGGCCGCUGUUUACGGCAGUACCAUCGCGAUCUUUCUUUCCAAGGGGCUUUCUUUGGGAUGAAGGAUUUCAUCAACUUCUCCUCAACAAAUGGGACAGUCAGUUAACACAGGAGGUCAUUGCGCACUGGCUCGAUCUUAUCAACGUAGAGGGCUGGAUCCCACGUGAACAAAUCUUGGAUGAUGAAGCACGCAGCAAAGUACCGUCCGAGUUUAUAGUGCAGCACAAUGAAAACGCAAACCCUCCCACGCUCUUCCUGGCCCUACAGGAGCUGCUGGAGAAGCGGGAUGCUCAACCAGAGUCAUUGUCCUCUCAGACCAUGCUUCCUUUCUUGAGAAGGUUGUACCCGAGACUGCAGAUUUGGUUUGAGUGGUUUAACGCCACACAAGCCGGACCCAUCGCCAACUCCUACCGCUGGCGAGGCAGAGACAAAGACACCAACCUUUUCCUAAAUCCCAAGACCCUGACUUCUGGCCUGGAUGACUACCCACGGGCUUCCCACCCAUCUGCUGAUGAGAGGCAUGUAGACUUGUAUUGCUGGAUGACCCUCGCCUCUGGCAUCAUGGCGAAUGUGGCACGUAUACUUGGGGAACCCCAUCAGGUGUACGAGAACACCCAUCGUACUCUCAGAAAUAACGAUCUGUUAAAUGAACUGCACUGGUCCGAGAAUCUGCACACCUUCAGUGAUUACGGCAAUCACACCCAGGCGGUCUCGCUUCAGCAGGAGAAAGUGUUUGUGCCUCCUGGACAACCACGGCACCAGUUCCCAGUCUCACGGUUGGUUCGCUCUGUUCGCAGAGCCCCUAAGCUGCAGUACGUGAAUGCAUUAGGCUAUGUUAGCCUUUUUCCAUUCUUGCUUCAUAUUUUGACACCAGACUCGCCAAAACUGGAGCAUGUUUUGCGAGACAUUCAAGACCCUGAACGCCUUUGGACACCCUAUGGCCUGCGCUCACUCUCACGUGCAGAUCCCCUCUACAUGAAGAGGAACACGGAACACGAUGCCCCCUACUGGCGAGGACCGAUCUGGAUCAACAUCAACUACCUGGCUGUUAGAGCACUGCAUCACUAUGGCAGCAUAGAAGGGCCAUACAAAGAGAAGGCAGCUACCCUCUACCAAGAGCUCAGGACUAACCUCAUUAAUAAUGUUUACAAGCAGUAUCUGGAAACAGGAUACAUCUGGGAACAGUACAGUGAUAGCACUGGACGAGGGCAGGGUAGCCACCCGUUUACUGGCUGGUCGGCUCUGACUGUACUGAUAAUGGCUGAAGAGUAUUGAAAAUCAGUAGCAGGCCAGAAUCAGAAUAAAUCAUGAUGCUCAAUUGGUGCCAUAUGUUUGUUACUACAAAGUGUAUUUCAUUUUUACGUAAUUUAGAUAAUUGGUGGAUUUUUUUAUUUUUAUUUGCUCAUUUAAUUUAAUAAUCAAGAGCCCUGUUUAAAUAUUUAAAUUUUAUGUCUGGUUUAAUGUGAUUAUAUCCUCAGGUUUGAAGAGCCGUGAGCUUUUUCUAGAUCAGACAAAACAAUAUCAUAUGUUUGAACCAGGAGAAGACAGUGCUCUUUUUUUUUUUUUUUGGUGGUCCAUUGCUGUUUGGCUUCAUUUAACAGAAUAAAUGGAAAUCUUCUUAUAAAAUCUAUCUUCAGUUGAAUUGAAUCUUGUACUUAAAUAUUAAAAUCAUAUCUCUUUAUGGAUGUUUUUUUAAAGCAUUGUGUGAUUUUUACUCGAAAUUAUAGCCAGGAUUUUCUUCUUUUUACUGUAUGUAAUUCAUGUGUUUGAAUAUAAAUUGAACUGGCCAUGCCUCAUGGGAAGUUGAAUUGCAAUAACAGAGGAAUAUACUGAAUUGCAAUCUAUAUAUAUAUAUAUAUAUAUAUAUAUACACAUAUUAUUUUUUAUUUUUUCUGUUCAAGGCUUUUUCUUCUUUUUCUUCAAAAUUUGCAAACAAGGCUCUGUCAAGCAAACAUUCAAAGUGUGUCUUGACAAUUACAGUUAAUUAAACUAAAUUAAAUUCA